AUGCUCGGGCUCGCGGACUGCUGCAGACUUGUGUUGGGCGGCAGCGGCAGCCUGAGAGUGGCUGCGUCCGAGGGGUCGCAGAGCGGAGCCGGGACGGAGGAGAAGGGCGCCAAGCCGCAGCGUAUUCCCAAGAAGCUGCCUCCCAUGCCGCCCGGGAUGGACCCCAACCUCGAGCUCGUGCGCGUCGAGGACCUGAAGGGAGAUGCUGUUAGCGGAGUCGGCUUCGUGAAGAACGACGCGAACUCGACCGACGUGGGGCGCGUCGCGCUGCUGGUCGCCGGCGACGUGGCCGCGUUCCUCAUCUUCGCGGCGAUCGGGCGCGCCAACCACGGCGAGGGCAACGCCGUGGCGGAGGUCGUCGGCACCGCUCUCCCCUUCAUCCUCGGCUGGCUCGCCACGUCGCCCCUCACGGGCGCUUACAGCGAAGACGCGCAGAAGACCCAGGACCCGCUCAACGCGUGGCUCAUCACCGGAAAGUCGUGGAUCGCGGGCGUCCCCGUCGGCCUCGUGCUGCGCGGCGUCGCCAAGGGCCGCGUGCCGCCCAAGCCCUUCAUCAUUGUGGCGAUGGUCGCGACGCUGGUCCUGCUCGGCGGCUGGCGGUCGUUCCUCGCGAGCAAGACGAUCGACCCGCGCCUGAACCCCAAGGCGGCCGCCGCCGCCAAAGAGAACCAGGGAAACAAGAAGGGCAACGUGUUUGAGAUGUUCGAGCUGAUCGGGAGCCUCACGAAGCGCUGGUAG
Messenger RNA from Pedinophyceae sp. YPF-701, 738 nucleotides. The record is from the annotation of a GenBank genome assembly. Lineage: Eukaryota; Viridiplantae; Chlorophyta; Pedinophyceae.